Messenger RNA from Aspergillus melleus, 438 nucleotides. Its product is annotated as inner nuclear membrane protein enriched at telomere/subtelomere region. Lineage: Eukaryota; Fungi; Ascomycota; Eurotiomycetes; Eurotiales; Aspergillaceae. Gene Ontology annotation, molecular function: chromatin binding. The transcript has a single exon. Bases 1 to 438 code for a protein of 145 amino acids. The record is from RefSeq and is a predicted model, not a curated record. Gene Ontology annotation, cellular component: nuclear inner membrane.
AUGGCAAGAAUUCCGGAACUCGUCGCAACAACGCUAGACCGCCUCGCAACUCAGGCAGCUUUGCAUGCUCGCGGCGAGGCUCGCGAGCCCUAUAUCCCAAUUGGACAACUACGUGACGACGUGCUACGCUCAGAGCUACGGGGAAGUCGGCGCGAAGGUCUUUGGCGGCGGGUCCGCGACGUUGUCGAAGGUAACACGAACAUCAGAGCCGCGGUCCGUGAAGGCCGGGGUGGAGAUGUUGCACGUUCAUGGGAAUGGAUUGGGGGAAUUGGAAGUGUCCGUGGGGACAUUGAAGGAAGCGCCACUCGUCAGCGAGAGGGGAACAAAGUACACUUCACGGCAUUGUCGAAUGAGACCCCGCAGCACUCUGGUGAUAAUGCCAUUGCAGGAAGUCCACGGGAGUCGCGAAAAUGGGAAGAAGGGCGGCCCAUAUACUGA